AUGAAAGUACAAACUGAACAACUCAAUUCCAGUGAUAAAGUGUCACAUAUAAAGCAAAUGAGUGUAGAGGAGAGUCAAGUGAGUAACCCAAGCAAUCAACCAACAGAACUGUCAACAGGGAAACUGUCACACAACUCUAAGUCUUCCGAUACCGACAAAUUAAUUGAAAAGAAUCACAAAAAGACGAUGUCACGAUCACAGAUGGGACUUCCUCUACCAAACAAAAACUUCCUUCAAAACUUCAAUGUCACUCCGGACCCUUCACAAAAGGAUCAACAGAAGAGAAGAUGUGGGUUCUCUACAAAACGCCUACAAAGAAAUUGGAGGAACUCAGCGUCGUCUGAAAAGGUUGCGCUUAAAGACGUGAAAAAAAUCAAAUACACAAUCUGUUGA
This is a messenger RNA of Entamoeba invadens IP1, 393 nucleotides long. RefSeq lists its product as hypothetical. The record is from RefSeq and is a predicted model, not a curated record. NCBI's taxonomy places the organism in Eukaryota, Evosea, Mastigamoebida, Endamoebidae. The transcript is spliced from 2 exons. The coding region runs from base 1 to 393 and encodes 130 amino acids.